AUGAUUAUAUUUUCAGGCAAGGUUCAAGAAAUGUGCGUAUAUGAGAUCAACGAGCAAGACCGUGGGAGCCCGGUAUACCUAAAACUAAGCCCGAAGAAGGAGAAUUCCCUCGGCGAUCUCGGCCCGUUCACCAACAAGCUCUACUCCGGCAACCUGCAAAAGAGAUUAGGCAUCACCGCCGGUUUGUGCGUACUUAUUCAACACUCGCCGGAGACGGGCAACGACAGAUUUGAGGCGAUAUACAGCAUGUACUUCGGCGACUACGGCCACAUUUCGAUUCAGGGGGCGUACGUGCUGCACCAGGACACUAUCCUCGCCGUCACCGGCGGCUCCGGCGUGUUCGAGGGGGUCUACGGUACGGUGAAGCUGCAGCAGAUUUCGCUCCCUUUUAAGUUCUUCUACACGUUUUAUCUGAAGGGGAUCGAGGAUUUGCCGGCUGAGCUGAUGGGUAAGCCGGUGCCGCCAACUGCGGCGGUGGAGCCGUCGGCGGCUGCCAAGGCGGCUGAGCCUCACGCCGCCGUCUGCAACUUCACUGAUUAA
Messenger RNA from Erythranthe guttata (spotted monkey flower), 540 nucleotides. The record is from RefSeq and is a predicted model, not a curated record. Lineage: Eukaryota; Viridiplantae; Streptophyta; Magnoliopsida; Lamiales; Phrymaceae.